AGUCAUUAAAUAGGCUGUUGCAUCGGCGUAUCGUUGCAUUGGUAAUUCCGUUUUGAUGCUGGUAAAAACCCAUAAAAACGUGCAUCGAUUUUUAAUUAACAAAUCAAACAUAAAGUCGAGUGCAGUGUUUAUACUCAUACUUGACCUAAACCGUGGAACACGCAAGGUGCAUGUGAGAUAACAUUUUUUCGACCCAAAAUGAGUCACCACUGGAUAGAGCGGAACAUCAUCAGGACCGAGGAUUUGAACAUACCUUGCGGGGACCUCAAAGGAGUGGGAAACGUAUUCUUUCAAAGACUGAAAUCUCACGGCAGUAAAAUAGCGCAGAUACAAGCAGCCACAGGGGAAAAAGACAGCUUCGAAUCUCUUCUGCAGAGGAGCGUUCGAACGGCUAUAGCACUACAGAAAAGAGGGAUAAAAAAGGGGGAUAUAGUUACAGGAUGUUCGGAUAAUCAUCUAAACGCUUGCGUGCCCAUUCUGGCUUCUUUCUUCAUAGGAGCCAUACCAUGCUCCCUAGACCCGACUCUUUCUAACAUAGAAAUGGAAAAUCUAAUUGCAUCGGUAAAACCGAAGAUCGUAUUCACGAUAAAAGAGAGCCUAGAGAGCGUAGUUCGUUACACCAAGGCGGCCGGACUGGAGUCCGAGAUAGUUGUUUUCGGCGACACCGAGCAAUACACGCCCUUCUCCGAAUUCCUCCAGCCCCAGCCCGAAGAAGACGAUUUCGCGCCCAUCACCGUCGAGGAUAGCUCGGAAACGUGCGUUAUUUACUUCAGCAGCGGCACAUCAGGAUUUCCCAAAGGCAUCUGCAUUAACCACUACUAUUACUACCAUCAUUCGCCGCUGAUACCGCCAGCGAAGAACAACGAUGUCGAUGUACAGAGGCAAAUGUACGAAAAUUACAUCAGGAAAAAUUUUACUACCAGUUUCCUCACGUACGGGUCGAUGUAUUGGAAUUCCUCCGGUAUGGGAUUGUUCCUUUCGGCCAUUACUGGCGUCACCAGAUUGCUAUCGAGCGAUUUCAACGCCAAGGAAUUUUGGUACCUAGUCGAUAAAUACAGUGUAUCCGGCGUAUUUCUGACGCCUUACCAGAUAACAGAAUUGGUGAAGUGCGGGAAGCCAUCGGACGUGUCCUGCGAAUCUUUGGUGAGGAUCAACACGGGCGGGUCGUCGCUAUCCAAACGAAUUACCUUCGAGCUACAGGAACUCCUGCCCGAAACCGACAUUGUACCGUGCUAUGGUCAAACGGAGGUCGGUAUACUGGCCAGUUUCCAGUUGCACAACAAAACCCAGAGGGAGUUGUACAAGAAGGACCCCGACGUGGUCGGUAUGCCCAUGAGAGGAGUAACUUAUAAGAUCGUCGAUCCUGAAACGGAGGAAAUACUAGGCCCUAACUGUCCAGGGGAGCUUCGCGUUAAAUCCAAAACGGUUAUGAACGGUUACUACAACAGGGAUUUCUCCAAUCGAUACGACAAAGACGGCUGGUUUCGCACUGGAGAUGUCGUGCAAUACGACGAAGAUUGCUAUUUUUACGUUGUAGACAGACUAAAGGAAAUGUUAAAGUACAGAGGCUGGCAUAUUCCCCCAGCGAUUCUGGAACUCGAGCUGUCCCAUCAUCCUGCAGUCAGGCAAUCUGUUGUUGUGGGUAGAAAGCAUGAGGAGGAUGGCGAUCAUCCGAUGGCGUUGAUCGUGUUGGAAGACAACUACAAAGGCAAAAUAAGCGAACAAGAAAUAGUGGAGUAUAUCGAUAAAAGGGUGCAAGAGAAGCAACGAUUACGAGGCGGUGUAAUUUUCAUUGAUAACAUACCGCUUACACCUUCAGGGAAAGUGAAACGGAAAGAAUUGAAAGUAAAGUAUUGUACAGGUUAUCCGAAGAGACCUUCUAUUCAAUAACAUGUGUAUUAUAGAUAUAAAUAUUUAUGUAAUUUUUAAUUAAUUUAAUAUUGGCAUGUGUCUAACAAAAGUUUGUCAUAAAAUAACUACUGUAA
Messenger RNA from Phyllotreta striolata, 1985 nucleotides. NCBI's taxonomy places the organism in Eukaryota, Metazoa, Arthropoda, Insecta, Coleoptera, Chrysomelidae. The record is from the annotation of a GenBank genome assembly.